GUAUCUGGCCCACCAAGCUUGAAGCCCAGAUAGACGGGAGUCCAAGGCCUUUCGCAGCCCUCCUGAGUCUCGAUCCUUCUAUAGAAUUCUAUUCUCCGCUCGCCAAUAAAAAGUGCUCCCUCACUCACAAUCCUGACGGCUGCAAUCUGGGAGCACGCUAGGGCAUUGAAGAAACUUCAAGGUUACAUCAAGUUUGGGACUUAAGACCUUUUGGCUGGAAGAAUGGCCAAGCAUCAUCCUGAUUUAAUAAUGUGCAGGAAGCAGCCAGGUAUCGCCAUUGGACGACUAUGUGAGAAAGAUGAUGGCAAGUGCGUAAUUUGUGACUCCUAUGUGCGCCCUUGCACACUUGUGCGAGUUUGCGAUGAAUGCAACUACGGAUCCUUUCAGGGUCGAUGUGUCAUCUGUGGAGGAGUGGGAAUCUCUGAUGCCUAUUAUUGCAAGGAGUGCACACAGCAGGAGAAAGAUAGAGAUGGCUGUCCAAAAAUUGUCAAUUUGGGGAGUGCCAAGACGGACCUGUUCUAUGAGCGUAAAAAGUAUGGUUUUAAGAAGAGGUGAUAGUAUUGCACGAUUGUCUUCCUAGUCUUUUCAGUUACCAUUAUGUAUUAGUAAUAUGCUUGGAGAUACCAUAUUUCAGAAUGGUGGAAUGUCGUCGUGGGUCCAUUAGUUUCGGGUGUUUUUCUCUUAAAAAUGAUUGUGUGGAUGGUGAUGGUGCAGUUAACUCUUACUUAUCUGAAUGGGAACCUUCUUGUUGUUGAAUUUGCA
Rhododendron vialii is the source of this 762-nucleotide messenger RNA. RefSeq names its product PHD finger-like domain-containing protein 5A. The transcript is spliced from 2 exons. The record is from RefSeq and is a predicted model, not a curated record. The coding region runs from base 223 to 555 and encodes 110 amino acids. NCBI's taxonomy places the organism in Eukaryota, Viridiplantae, Streptophyta, Magnoliopsida, Ericales, Ericaceae. Gene Ontology annotation, biological process: mRNA splicing, via spliceosome. Gene Ontology annotation, cellular component: U2 snRNP; catalytic step 2 spliceosome; U12-type spliceosomal complex.